CUGUGUUACACAUUGCGACGAGGUAUACAGUCUGUUCACAUUGUACGAACAUGAAGAUCCUUAUCAUUGCAUGUGCACUAAGUGUAAGCCUUACUGUGGUUCAAGGAUCUUGUCCCAGUGGAUUUACGCAUUGGCCUCAAAAUGGGUAUUGCUACAAAUAUUUUCCGACUGCUGAUAGUUUUAAUGACGCUGAUAGUGCCUGUGGUCACCAAGCGAUUGGGUGUAAAUUGGCGUCAAUUCAUUCAUCGCCAGAAGAAGGCUUCGUAAAUGAAUUAGCCCAAACGACCGGAGAUUACUGGAUUGGACUAAAUGACAUAUAUGAGGAAGACAACUGGGUGUGGACGGAUGGUACUCCUACAGUGUGGACAAAUUGGGAGUGUGACCACCCUAAUCAAGGCACCGCAGCAGAUUGCGUUGCUGGUAAUUACGGGUCUAUGAUUUUUGGUGAAUGGCCAGCUCAUGUACUUCACUGGUGGAAGAAACGAGACGAGAACAAUGUACUCUUUUUAAAAUAUGAAGACAUGAAAAAGGAUCUGGUAGGUACAGUUCGGAUGGUUUGCAAGUUUCUUGGAAAGAGUCUGACUGAUGAACAAAUUAACUACGUGGCACAGCAAUGUACGUUUGAUGCUAUGAAGAAAAAAAAGACACGUGACCACGCAUGUGUUGCUGCGGGAAUAGACCCUAAGGACUCACCCUUUGUGAGAAAAGGUAAAGUUGGUGGGUGGAAAGGAAGUUUUACAGUAGCACAGAGUGAAGAGAUGGAUAAAUGGUACCAUGAGGCCAUUGUUGGGACAGGAUUAUCAUUUCAAUUUUGA
Molecule: messenger RNA, 815 nt
Organism: Saccoglossus kowalevskii
Lineage: Eukaryota; Metazoa; Hemichordata; Enteropneusta; Harrimaniidae
Source: RefSeq, a predicted model, not a curated record